This is a messenger RNA of Drosophila subobscura, 711 nucleotides long. RefSeq names its product suppressor-of-stellate-like protein (gene Ssl). The record is from RefSeq and is a predicted model, not a curated record. Gene Ontology annotation, cellular component: protein kinase CK2 complex; cytoplasm. Gene Ontology annotation, molecular function: protein kinase regulator activity. The transcript is spliced from 3 exons. Lineage: Eukaryota; Metazoa; Arthropoda; Insecta; Diptera; Drosophilidae. Bases 16 to 657 code for a protein of 213 amino acids.
UUGCCAUCAAUUAGAAUGUCUUUCCAUUCAGGAAACAGAAUUCACGCCCCACCGAUCGGCGACGACAGCUGGCUGGGUUGGUUCCUGAGCCGCGCCGGCAAUGAGUUUCUGUGCCGCGUGCCCUUGGACUACAUGGAGGAUCCGUUCAAUCUGAACGGCCUGGACAAGGCGGUGACCAAUUAUGCGGAAGCUUUACAGGACAUACUCGAUAAGAACUAUUGCCUCCGCAAGUGGGUAGGCGAGGACAGCGGCAUUGAGUCCGAGUGGCUGUACGGCUUGAUUCAUGCGCGCUUCAUUCUGACACCAGCUGGCAUCGAGGCCAUGCGCAUUAAGUUCGAGCACGGCGCCUUCGGGAUCUGUCCGCGGGUCUACUGCCACGGUCAGCACGUGCUGCCAAUAGGGUCCAGCUACACCUACGACGAGUCGCUCGUAAAUAUCUACUGUCCGAGAUGCCAGGAUAUAUUCGAGCCAGCGCAGGAAAAUGCCGCGUUGGAUGGCUGCAUGUUUGGGCCAAGUUUUCCCCAUAUGUUUUUCAUGCAGCUGCCCGAAUUGCGCCCACAGCCGAGCCAAGAGAAAUAUGUGCCACGUCUCUACGGGUUUCAGCUGCACGAGAGCGCUUUGAAGCCACAACCGGACAAAGCGGACGCAGAGUCCUAGAUUCGAGGCACAAUACCAACUAAGUGUCCUUGGCAUUAAAUGUAACACAAAAGA